UCAUUAUCGCAUUUAAGAAAGGGGCGCAGAAAGCCCUCCAAUCGAUAGGGCAUGAAGAGGAAGGCUCGAGAACUGCAACAGCCUCCCUCCAACCUCCCAAUCUCGAAUUAGCUCUGUUCAGUCGAGCACAGAAUACAUUUACAGACUAAGGCUGUAACUUUUAUGGUUCUAUUUUGGAAUACCAAAGAUACCACGGCAUCUUCAGGCCUUCAAGUACUUCAGGCAUGAUGGCCUCUGGUUGUGCAAUGCUAAAACCCAAUUCCUGUAACCCAGUGACACCAAAGUUUACUUUUACAUGCUUUUCUCAAGUGCCUAUCAAAGGGGCUUGUUCAAGCAUCAGGUGUUCAUGGGGAAGUUAUAAGGAACGAAUGUCCUGGACUACAAGAGAUUGGCCAUCCAUGUACCUUUCUGCUGCUUCAACCCCAUUAUUAAGUGGAAAUCUUGGUAGCCUCUCACAUACAAUUCCACUGCUAGCAAGUUGGAACAGGGCAUCUGGAAGAUCUUCUAUGGCUCCUAAAGCAUCCAAGGAUGUUCCUUACAGUUUUCGCUAUCCUCCAAUGACAAAGAAGCCAAAAUGGUGGUGGAGGAUGCUAGCCUGCCUUCCCCAUCUCAUGCCUCUUCAUGAGACAUGGAUGUAUGCAGAGACGGCUUACCAUCUCCAUCCUUUCCUUGAAGACUUUGAAUUUGUUACGUAUCCUUUUCUUGGAGCUAUUGGGAGGUUGCCCGGUUGGUUCUUGAUGGCAUAUUUCUUUCUUGCAUAUCUUGGGAUUGUGAGGAAGAAAGAAUGGCCUCACUUCUUCCGUUUCCAUGUUGUUCUGGGCAUGCUCCUUGAAAUUACUCUUCAGGUGAUUGGGACAGUGAGCCGUUGGAUGCCGCUUUCUGUGUACUGGGGGAAAAUUGGGAUGCAUUUUUGGACCGCAGUUGCAUUUGCAUACCUCUUUACAGUGCUUGAAUGCAUGCGAUGUGCUCUUGGAGGCAUGUAUGCUGAUAUCCCAUUUAUAUGUGAUGCAGCUUAUAUCCAAAUUCCAUAUGAUUAAUAUGGGGGACAAUGAGAGGUUAGUAACCAGGGUCCGUUGUUUUCUCUGUUCUGUUCUUUUUGUUCUUUUGUGUUUCUCAAGUAUGGAUGUACCUUGUUUUUGUGAAACAAUGGAUGUUUAGUUCCAUUAAUUAAUAUUUCUAGGGCUCCAAAGGGGAGAUGGGGCUCAAAUGAUGAAAAAAAAUCUCCUUGCUGUAUGCCCUCACCCCUAGUCUUGAAUUUAGUAGGUCAGUCUCAUUCUUGAACUGGAGUAAUGUAUUUCGAGGAAUGCUAGCAAACCAAACAAUGGUGCAUCGGCAGCUUUGCUA
This is a messenger RNA of Nelumbo nucifera (sacred lotus), 1344 nucleotides long. RefSeq names its product protein TIC 20-I, chloroplastic-like. The record is from RefSeq and is a predicted model, not a curated record. NCBI's taxonomy places the organism in Eukaryota, Viridiplantae, Streptophyta, Magnoliopsida, Proteales, Nelumbonaceae.